Molecule: messenger RNA, 4987 nt
Organism: Salarias fasciatus (jewelled blenny)
Lineage: Eukaryota; Metazoa; Chordata; Actinopteri; Blenniiformes; Blenniidae
Gene: skic3
Product: SKI3 subunit of superkiller complex
Exons: 41
Coding region: 49-4746 (1565 amino acids)
Biological process (GO): nuclear-transcribed mRNA catabolic process
Cellular component (GO): Ski complex
Molecular function (GO): protein binding
Source: RefSeq, a predicted model, not a curated record
ACACUGGGAGACGCAGCGACAGUGGACAACGUAAACAGAUUCAUCACGAUGUCCAAUAAAGAAGUGAAAGCUGCACUGAAAAGUGCAAGAGAGUCCAUUAAAAACAAGGAGUACAAAGAGGCUCUCAAACACUGCAAGAGUGUUUUGAAAGUUGAAAAGAACAACUAUAAUGCCUGGGUAUUUAUUGGCCUGGCAGCCAGUGAGCUGGACCAACCAGAUCAGGCACAAACAGCGUACAGAAAGGCGGUGGAGCUGGAGCCUGAGCAGCUGCUGGCUUGGCAGGGUUUAGCAAAUCUUUAUGAAAAGACUGAUCAGUGGGAUUUCAAAGUUGAGCUGCCUAACAUCUACCAGAAGCUUGUUGAGUUGUAUGCAAGCUCUGAUAAAAACAAGUGUUAUGAGGUGAUCAAAAAGCUGUCCGACAUUUAUCAGUCUGACAAAGAACAUUUAAAGUUGUUAAAGGUUUGGCUCCAGCAUGUUCAGCUGAAGGAGGAAGAAGCUGCGGACAAGAAAGAGUUGGUGCAGCUUUUAGGUCAGAUGACUCCACUCUUCACUGACUGCCUUCAAGAGAAUGAACUGGACAGUGAAACUCAACAACAUCUAAUCACAGCAUUCGAGAAGGCCAUUGCUCUCAUGGAACCUGUGCCAGGAGAAGAUCACAGGAAGGUCUCAGCUGACUUUAUUACAUGUCUUUCUAAGCUCCCACAAGAGGAAGCCAAACUGAAGGAGGCAUGCCACUCCAUGAUGUCCCUCUACCCCAACCAGAGUUAUCCUGUAGAAGUCCUUUGUUGUCAGUACCUUAAAACAGGUAACCUGACAGAGGAUGCAGUGAACUGUUUCUCCAAGCUGCUGGAUCUGGCUCCGAACAACGGAUUAGGACGCUUAGGUUUGGGCACAAAAGCACUACAAGAGGGAAGGUAUGCAGAUGCUAUUAAGGACCUUGAGCAAGGGUUAAAGAAAAUGAGCUCAAGCACGGGAUGGUAUAGUUUAGCUGAAGCUCAGUUCAAAACACACAAAUACUCUCACAGUGCUGCAUCCUGCUCCCAAGGUUUGGAUGUUUGUGACUCUGGAGACAAAGAGCUGAGGGUGAAGCUGAUGAAGCUGAAGUUAGAAGCUUCUGUGAGAUGUGAAGGAGAGAAGGCUGCAGACCAGGCUCUGGAAAUGUUUUCACAGAUUCCAGAAGCUGAAAAAGACCCCGGGCUUUUGGCUCUUAAAGGACGUGCAUACAUUAAUAAAGGCCAGACUGAUGAAGCACUCAAGGUGUCUUCAGAGUUGGUGGCCUCACACCCAAACCUGGCUCAGGGCCUGGCACUGAAAGGGCUGGCUCACUUAGCAAGUGGUCAGCAGCAGCUGGCGGAGCAGAGUUUCCUGAAGGCUGCCAGCCAGAGCCCAGACUGCGCCGAGUACUUUCUGUUACUCGGACAGCUCUACUGGGACAUGGGAGAAGAGACCCGGAAAGACCGAAGCAAAGCUCACACACACCUGCUCAAGGCUGCAAAGUUGGAUCCGCACCUCGGCUGUGUUUUCCGCUACCUGGGACAUUAUUAUCGAGAGGUGGCCAAAGAUUAUGCCCGUGCGCAGGGCUGCUAUAAGAAGGCCUUUCUGUUGGAUAAUGACGACGUUGAGUCUGGCGCCGCCUCUGUGGACCUCAGCAUGGCGCAGGGAGAUAUGGACACUGCCUUAGCAAUACUCCAGUCUGUGAUUGAGAAAGCCACUCCAGGCUCGGCUAAAUGGGCCUGGAUGAGACAAGGUCUUUACUACCUUAAAGUCGGGGAACAUCAGAAGGCCAUAGCCGACCUGCAGGCGGCGCUGCGAGCCGACCCCGAGGACUGGGUGUGCUGGGAGUGUUUAGGCGAGGCCUACCUGAAUCGCCGGAGCUUCACAGCAGCUCUGAAAGCUUUCGGGAAGGCCCAUCAGCUUCAGCCCGGCUCCAUCUACAGCGUCUACCAGGCUGCUGCCAUCAAACAGACUCUGGGCAAGUUCAAAGAGGCGGCGGCAGAGUACCUGCUGAUCACCGCUCAGCAGGACUACGUUCCUGCGCUCAAAGGGCUUGGAGAGUGCCAGUUGGCCUUGGCAAAGAUUUUAAUGGAAGACUGCAGAGACGGAGGAGCCAUUGACCUCAUUCAACAAGCCAUACACAAUCUUUUCAGAGCCGCACAGCUGAGGCCAGACCUGUCUUGUUUGUGGAAGCUGCUGGGAGACGCUUGCACUGCGGUCCGCAUCGUGUCUCCGAACAGAGCCCAGGUUCUAGUGCCCGCCUCACUGGCUGGUUUAGACCCAAACGCACAGAAUCCCAGCCUGAACCAGGCCCAGACGCUCAAAGUUGGAGAGAGCUGCUAUGCUCGUGCUUUAAAGCUCAUGCCUGAAGUCUCCAGCCUUUGGUAUGACCUGGGACUCAACUAUUACCACCAGGCCACCAGUCAGCCGAAGCUCUCAGAGGAGGACCAGAGCUCAGAGAAAGCCGAGCAGUGUUUGAAAAAGGCCAUCAUGAUGGACAGUGGGAACCACAGCUACUGGAAUGCCCUGGGGGUCAUUUCCAUGAGCAAAGGCCUUGAGAACUACGCUCUGGCUCAGCACUGCUUCAUCAAGUCCAUACAAGCUGAGCCAAAUAACGUUGUUGCUUGGACAAACCUUGGCACCCUGUAUCUGAAGAAGGACAACAUAGAGCUUUCACACGAGGCCUUCAAGAUUGCUCAGUCCUUGGAGCCACUUUAUGUCAACUGCUGGAUCGGACAGGCUCUGAUAGCGGAGCGCGUGGGAAGCUACGACACCAUGGAUCUUUUCAGGCACACCACCGAGCUCAGCACACAUAUGGAAGGAGUGAAGGGUUAUGCCUACUGGGUUUGUUCCACUCUGCUGGACGAGAGCAACAGAAACUCCGAGCUGUACCGCUACAACAUCGUGCAGAUGAACGCCAUCUCUGCCGCUCAGGUGGCGCUGAGCAAGUACACAGAGAGGAUCCAGUCUGACGCCGAGGCCUUCGUCAUGCUGGGCUUUCUGAACGAGCACCUGCAGCUGAAGAGGCAGGCUCUGCAGGCCUACCAACGAGCUGUUGAACUGCUUCAGUCUCCCUCAGAAGAGCUGAACUUUUCUCUGGGUUGCCAUGGUCGUGCUUUGUGCACUUCCGACCAGUGGGAUGAAGCCAUUCAGGCUUAUAACUCAACUCCCCUGCAGGAUCUCUGCGAUCUGGUGGGAUUGGCUCUGGCUUACUGCAGGGCCGGACUGUUCUCAGAAAGCAGCAGUGCCUAUGAGCGUGCCUUAGCUGUGGCCUCCAGUGAGAAGGAGAAGGCUUACAUAUUGACGGCUCUGGCCCUGCUGCAGCACCGGCAGGGAAACCUGGACUCAGCCAAGACGCUUCUGUUCAAAUGCUCAGUGUUAAAGGAACCUAUUCCCGAGUCUCUGCUGUGUUUAUGUGCUCUGGGUCUGGUUCACGGUGACGCUACAUUAGCUGCUGCGGCCAUGACCGAGUUAUUAAAGCAGAAUCCAGGUAGAGUUCAGAGUGUUGUGGAGCAGCGGUGUCUGCUCACCUGCACCUUGCUGGCCCUGCAGGGGAACUACAGUGCCGUGCAAAGAGAGGCUUCCAGAGCUGUACACAGCAAUCCAGGCAACCCUUCCCUGUGGGCCCUUCUGUCCAGAGUGGUACCAAAAUAUUAUCCCAGAAAGGCAAAUGGAGGUGCGGUGGCCGGCCAUGUUGCCUGCCUGUCCAGCAUGACUCAAGGAAAGAGGGCGUUGCUGUACAGUGGUGUAAACCAGCUGGCAAGCGGGAGACACUCUGGAGAGGACAAGCGCAAGAACGCUCUGAAAACUCUGCAGAGAGCUGUGCUGCUCUGUCCUGACGAUCCAGCAACUUGGGCCGGACUGAUGGCUGCCUGCCACACUGAAAACACCUCCUGCUACCUGUCUGGUUCCGCUCCCUGCAGACAGGGACUCAGUCCGACCCUGAUGGCCGUAGUCUCCGAGAAAGUGCACGCCGUCGAUGAGAUAGAGCGCCCCCUCGCCCAAACCCUGGAAGGCUGGGUACUGCAGCAGGCCGUGGCUGGCCUCAUGCUGGAGGGGCGUCUGGAACAGGCGGAAGCUCUCUGCACACAGGUGCUGAGCGUGUCCCCCGAGCACCCCGCGGUCAUGCUGUCGCUCAGACAGGUGCAGUGUCAGCGCCUCCUCAUGGAUGAUGGCGGUACUGUCCUGCCAGAGGCCGUGCUGGAGCAGCUCAACAACGCUGUGAUGAUGAACCCCACCAACCUUGGAGCGUGGCAGUGGCUGGCUGAGGUGUAUCGUAGCCAGGGCCUGUUGCUUCAAGCAGUCAUGGCGUACAGACAGAGCCUGCAGCUGGCCUCGCAGCUCGGCGUGCACAGCUGUCAGGUUGCCAGUCUGCUCCGGCUCGCCCUGUUGGCUCUGGGACCUUGUAUGGCUGGUGUUCCUGGAAACGACUGGACCAGCCUGGUGCAAGAAGCCACCACGGAGGUUCUGAAGCUGGGCUCGUCUCCCGUGGCUCUCCUGUUCCAGGCUCUGCUCCAGUACGUGACCAAGAUGGCUGCAAGGGAAACGAGACGCUCGCUGGAGAAGCUGGUCUACGCUCGUUCUCCAGACUUCCCGGGAACGGUGGCGCAGGUAGCCAGCUGGUAUCUGCUCAGACACCUACAUGCCAAAAACGACGAGGAACUCUUGAAUGUGCUUUUGCAACAUGCCAAAAUGAAUGGAGAUCAAAGACUGCUGGAGUUUCAUUCACUACUGGCUUCCUCUUCUGUGUGAAACUGUAAACGCAUACCUCACUGUUCAUUUGCCGUUGCCUUAUUAAAUAUACAUCUGCAGGAAAACCACGUCAGUUUCUUCGAUCAUGAUUAUGAAAUAUUAUCGGACACGACGUUGUGGCUCAGGUCUCAUAAGCAUGGCUUUAUUAUUUUCAAGAUUUUAAUCAGAUCAUGAAUGUCAUCACAUUGUUCAACUGACAGUAAUCGUGUAACACAUUCAUACUCAAUAAAGACUUUUCAGA